AUGGGGGGCUCCAGUGCCCAGCAACCAGGCCGAGGUGGGCGGGGGGCCUGCGUCCUGGCCUCCUUCCUGCUCUGGUUGCACCUCGAGCCCACCAAGUCCACCCCAUCUUUGUCAGAGGUAUGUGGCAAGACCCGAUUCCAUGGGAAGAUCUUUGGUGGUCAGAAGGCAGAGCCUGAGCGGUGGCCGUGGCAGGCCAGUCUGCUGUUACGUGGCAGUCACAUCUGUGGAGCAGCCCUCAUUGACAAAGCCUGGGUACUCUCUGCGGCCCACUGCUUCCAAAGGUCUCGCAACCCAUCUGACUACCGGAUCCUGCUAGGGUACAACCAACUAAGUAAGCCCACCAGUUAUAGCCGGAUAAUGACAGUGAAUAAGCUCAUUGUCCACCCAGACUAUGACAAGUACCACCGCCAGGGGAGUGACAUCGUCCUGUUGCAAUUGCAUGUUCCUGUGGAGUUUAACUCCCAUGUGCUUCCGGCCUGCGUCCCAGACAACAAUACGAAGUUCACCCUUGAAAAGCCCUGCUGGAUAAGUGGCUGGGGGAUGAUCACUGAGGAUAAAUUCCUGCCUCAGCCCUUUCAACUGCAGGAGGCCGAGGUCUUCCUCAUAGAGAACCAGAUUUGUUCAGCCUUUUUCCAGCCUCCAGAACCUGGUGUGAGUGGGCAGUAUGCUGUGAAGGAUGACAUGGUGUGCGCCGGCACUGUUGAAACAGAAAAGUCCAUCUGUCGAGGAGAUUCUGGGGGUCCUCUUGUCUGCCCAGUGAAUGGUUCCUGGUAUCUGGCAGGGCUGUCCAGCUGGAGUGUGGAGUGUCAACACCCAAUUGCCAGCCCUAGCGUCUUCUCCAGGGUCUCCUACUUCUUCAACUGGAUCCAGGAGAACAAGGCCACCUCACCAGAUCCCGAUCCCAACUUGGCCCCUCCUCAAGAAAACCCCCCUGCUCUGAAAGGCUCACACAAUCAGGGCUCUGUCCUCAAGCCCAGCAUCUGCAUGGCCCUUCUGUCUUCUCAAACCCUCCUGCUGCUGCUUUUACUCAGGAUUCUGUGA
Castor canadensis (American beaver) is the source of this 1041-nucleotide messenger RNA. Its product is annotated as serine protease 40. The record is from RefSeq and is a predicted model, not a curated record. Lineage: Eukaryota; Metazoa; Chordata; Mammalia; Rodentia; Castoridae. Gene Ontology annotation, molecular function: serine-type endopeptidase activity. Gene Ontology annotation, biological process: proteolysis.